Molecule: messenger RNA, 499 nt
Organism: Zootoca vivipara (common lizard)
Lineage: Eukaryota; Metazoa; Chordata; Lepidosauria; Squamata; Lacertidae
Gene: RPL36
Product: ribosomal protein L36
Biological process (GO): translation
Cellular component (GO): ribosome
Molecular function (GO): structural constituent of ribosome
Source: RefSeq, a predicted model, not a curated record
GAAGCGGGCGUCUCUAUGGUUUCCCCGGCCGGCUCGGUCGCGCACGCGCAGUAGCCGCUUCCUUCCUUUCCGGCUCUCCUUUUUCCGGCGGGGCUUGGACGGAGCAGUAGCUGCAGCAGCCAUGGCAAUCCGCUACCCGAUGGCCGUGGGCCUGAACAAGGGCCACAAGGUGACCAAGAAUGUGGUGAAGCCACGCCAGUGCCGACGCCGUGGGCGGCUGACCAAGCACACCAAGUUCGUCCGGGACAUGAUCCGGGAAGUGUGCGGCUUCGCCCCCUACGAGAGGCGCGCGAUGGAGCUUCUCAAGGUCUCCAAAGACAAGCGAGCUCUGAAGUUCAUCAAGAAAAGGGUGGGCACACACAUCCGAGCCAAGAGGAAGAGGGAGGAGCUGAGCAAUGUCCUGGCGGCCAUGAGGAAAGCAGCUGCCAAGAAGGACUAGCAGCUCCCUGUCCCCCCCCCUCAAGGAAAGCUCCCAAUAAACCUAUUUCAAAGAAAUAAA